AUGGAGAUGGACAACCUUAAAGAAUGCUGGAUUGAGAAAUGCCAUCAAUUGGAGCUUCUGUUCGUUGGAAGAAUGGCAGACAUUGAUGCAGCAGUUUGCUUAGAAAAUCUAAGGGUGUCCAAUCUUGCCAAAUUAAUAACAGUGUGCCGGGGGAAGUUGGGAAGAGGGAGCUUCGCAUGCCUAAAGCAUAUAUAUUUGGAAUGUUGUCCGAAGCUAAUCAAUUUCUUCUCUUCGAGCAUUCGGUUACAGAAUCUCAAAUUACUUGAAAUAAAAUUCUGUUGUAGACUGGAGAAGGUCUUUGAAGAAGACAGCGAGGUGGGGCAAAAUGCAUUUCCACGGCUAGUUGAUAUAUAUCUUUGGGAGCUACGCAAACUGAAAAGCAUUUGCAGUGGGCACUUGCCGAUGCUGAAGAGGUUGAAGAUUCGAGGAUGCCCACUGCUAGAGAAGCUUCUUCUCGAUAACACAAAUGCUUCUGCAACACAAGUUGAGAUCCAAGAAAGUGAUCGUGCAGAGGAAGGGGCAGCUUCCAGGGAUGGUGAUGAUCGACGGCUCAGACAAGGAGGAGAGGUUGGUGUGGGGAAGUCACGGAUCAUGAGACAGGUGGUUGCAGCGGUGAUGGAUGAAUCCAAAGAAUCUAGCCGUCUGUUUGAUGUGAUCAUACGAGUAAGAGCACCGGGAGUCGAGAGUCUUGCUGAGAAGAUGCAGGCGAGAAUCAGAGGAGAAUUGGACCGUCUGACAAAAAAGGACCAAAGAUUGAGUACUUGGGAGUUGUAUAGCCAUAUACGGGUUUUAAAGGCGUUGGAUGAAAAGGGGAGAAGGAAUCGUUUAAUGGAGGUACAGAUGGGAAUGAAGAAGGCAUUGGAUAUCCCAAAGUCCAUCGACUUCUACGCUGCUGCUAAACAAAUCUCGGCUAAGCUAAGCGGCCAGAGGUUCCUCCUCGUCUUAGAAGAUGUUUGGGAAAGCAUCAACUUGGAAGAGAUGGGAGUUCCAGCCAUGGCCCCUGCUUUCACCAUCGAUGGCAAAGUGGUGAUCACAACUCAAUCCCAAGAAGUCUGUAACAUAAUGAAAGCCCAAGUAAACAUCAGGGUGGGGGAGUGGUCUAAAGAAGACGCCUGGGAUUUUUUACAGGAAGAGGCAGCGGAUGUUUCUGCCAGCAUUGGUUUCUCAAUAACCAGAGACAUGGUCUUCAAAUGCUUCUCUUACAUCUCCUUGCUCUGUCGAAAUGGAGGCUCCAUCGAUGGAGAUUCCUUGAUAGAAGAGUAUUGGAGGUCAGAGGGCUUUUUAGAUGGAUUCUUCAAUGAGGAGGAGAAUAAAGAAGCGGCUUUCAAGAGAUUAGGGAAUUUACUGCUCAAAGAGCUGGCAGAGAGAUGCAUGGUGCUACUGUCUCUGGUGUCAUCAAACCCAAAUUGGCUACACUCCUAUCUACAGAGGUGGGAUGAAUAUUAUUGGGCAGAUUCAUCAAAAGCUCAAUCUAUGGAAGGGGAAUUUAAGGACUGGCUACAAGAGCAAUUUACAAUGGAGGGAUCUUCAGGAGGACAAUAUCAUGUGGAUAUGAAUUCUCAGGUAGAAACACUCCCAUUCCGCUCUCCAAAUUGCCCUCUUCUCUCCACAUUGUUGCUCAACAAUAAUGACCGCUUGCAAGAAAUCCCGGAUGCUUUUUUCCAGAACAUGACCAAACUCCGAGUCCUCGACAUUUCUUUCACAAGCAUCACUUCCCUGCCCUCAUCCAUGUCCUGCCUAUGUGAAUUACGGUUGUUGAAGCUUCAAAGCUGCUGCAAGCUAGAGGCUCUUCCUUCAUUCUUAAAGGAUAUGCAGAAGCUCGAGAUCCUCGAUCUCCAUCAAACUCCCUUGACGAAGAUGGUGAAGGUAUCCUUCCACAACAUGCAAAGCCUCCGACGUCUCAACAUCUCAGGUGCCUGCAACCUCAGCAGGCUCUCGAUCAAGGGUUGUCGCUCUCUAGUGAAACUGGUCAGCCCAAAUAAACAUUCAAAACUUGAGGCACUUCAUCUUUCAGGCACGAAAAUGGAAGUGCUACCACACGAAAUUUUCAAUCUGACUAGCUUGCGGUGCCUGGACCUGUUGGGAAUGGAGCAUCUCAAGACGGUUGACUGGAGAAAGAUAAAUCGGCUUCCAGAAAACUUGAAUUGGGAUCGAUGUGGCUUGAACUUGCUGCAUGAGCAGCUCCAAGACAGCAGCAGUCGUCACAUCUCUGUCGGUGAUGCAAGUGUUUUUGAGUCUUUGGACGAAAGCUCGAAACUGUGGAAAUCCUGCUUUCAAAAAUUCCAUUUCUUGUCUUCGAGUUAUGAAAGACAACUGGAGGUUUGCGGUGGUAAGAAUUCCCUAGACGGUGUUAGAGGGGUUCUCUCAGUGAUAGAAUUCUUUCAUUUGUAUGGCAAUGCGUUCAUUAAGGCACUGUCCAAUCUUGGCAUGGAGAUGGACAACCUUAAAGAAUGUUGGAUUGAGAAAUGCCAUCAACUGGAGAUUCUGUUCGUUGGAAGAAUGGCAGACAUUGAUGCAGCAGUUUGUUUAGAAAAUCUAAGGGUGUCGGAUCUUGCCAAAUUAAGAACAGUGUGCCGGAGGCAGUUGGGAAGAGGGAGCUUCGCAUGCCUAAAGAAUAUAUAUUUGGAAUGUUGCCCGAAGCUCGUGAACUUCUUCUCUUCGAGCAUUCAGUUACAGAAUCUCAAAUUACUUGAAAUAAAAUUUUGCUGUAGACUGGAGAAGGUCUUUGAAGAAGACCGCCUGGCAGGGCAAAAUGCAUUUCCACAGCUAGUUGAUUUGUGUCUUUGGGAGCUACGCAAACUGAAAAGCAUUUGUGGUGGGCACUUGCCGAUGCUGAAGAAGUUGAAGAUUCGAGGAUGCCCGCUGCUGGAGAAGCUUCCUCUCCAUAACACAAAUGCUUCUGCAGCAGAAGUCAAGAUUGAAGGUGAGCUGAAAUGGUGGGAAAGCAUAAAAUGGGAAGGUAGUGUCAAGCCACACAACAUCCGUUUCAAAGAAUGGUGUCCGUCAACCAAGUGA
This is a messenger RNA of Magnolia sinica, 3015 nucleotides long. RefSeq names its product probable disease resistance protein At4g27220. Bases 1 to 3015 code for a protein of 1004 amino acids. Gene Ontology annotation, molecular function: ADP binding; protein binding. Lineage: Eukaryota; Viridiplantae; Streptophyta; Magnoliopsida; Magnoliales; Magnoliaceae. The record is from RefSeq and is a predicted model, not a curated record. The transcript has 5 exons.